UAGAAAUGCUAGUGUUUCUUGGCCAGUGAAGAUUCAGGGCCAAGAAGUGAACUUUAUUGUAGAUACUGGUGCGUCAAAAACAAUUAUAUUUAUAGGGAUUGUCCCAUUAUCAGUAUUUAAGUUAGUAUGUAGCAGGGAAUCCCUACCAGCAUGUAUAUUAUUUUGUCAGAAAAUAUGCACUGUAGCUAUGAUAACUUCUAUAUAUUUUUUUUUGUUAUGCUUAUAUCAAAAUAAACCCUGUCAUUUGGUUUGGUUUUAUGCAAAAAGACAUAACUGUUACAAAAUAAAAAGGGGAUUUGGAUUAAAAAGAAAGCAUUUGAAAGGAUAUUAUCUUAUAUAUUUAUAAAUUGGUUUGCAGAAAAACCACAAAAUACAUAUUCAUUUUUCAGAGAAGAUGAAGUGAACCCUGAAAAAAUACUCAGAGUAUUCAGUAGUGAAUAUCUGGAGGGUUGUACCAUGGGUACUGUAGAAAUAGAUACAGAAGAAACCCCAAGUUAUGACCGCACAGAAAUAUUUGUUAGCAGAUAUUCUGUGUGGGAGGAUGGCCUUGAACAAUUGCUGACAGUAGAAAAUCUACGCUAUCCCCUGUAUGUGGCUUUUCAUGGUGAGGAGGCCAUUGAUUAUGGCGGCCCAAGAAGAGAAUUCUUGCAAAUUAUGGUAACAGAAACAAAGAACAGGCUUAUGAAGGAAGAAAAUGGUGUUGUCACCCUUGUAGAAGAUGAUUUUUUAUGGGCCUUGGACUAAUUUGUGGUGUGUACAAUGCAUUAGGUAUACUAUUUUGAAAUAAGAAUAAAUCUAGGUAUUGGGUUAAAAAAAUUAAUGAUGAACUGAAUGGGUUGGGUAACAAGCAUAUGAAAAUAGCAUGUCCAUCAGCAUAAAAUCAAUUUAGUUGAUGAAAAAAAUGGGAUUUCCAAGUGAUAUAAGUCUGACAUUUUCACUUGCAACAGAUUCCAUGUUACCAACGGCAAGCACAUGUAUCAUGCAAAUGAAUUUGAAGAUACCAGCUCUGGGAGCGGAGAGGUCCCCCAGGAAUUCAUUUACAAUUUGUGGGACUUGGCUUUUUCUAACACUUUUUUUGGGCUAUGUUAAAGAGACAUAUCAAAUCAUCUUUUUGCCACAAAGUAUUAUGCCCAAACUCAAUGAACUUGUAAUCAGGAGGUUGGAGUUCAAUUGAAUGAGUCCACGUGAAAAUAGUGCAACAGUAAGCAAAGCUUAGUCUGAGAUGCCUUUGAGAAAGUAUUUUUAUGAAAGAAAUCAGAAAUACUGAGAGCCUGCCUAAAGAUUUUACAUAUUGAAAGAGUUUGAGCAUUAUUUAAGAUGUAUGUUAAUACUAGAUUUGAUGAGUUGAAAAAUUUUGUAUGCUAGCUGUUUAUCCAAUUGAAAAGUAUAGUGCACUUAUACAUUAAGCACUAUUUUGUUUGGAUGUACAAGUGCUCAGUUUUUUAUGUAAAAUAAAUAUUUUAUAAACUGUUUACCAUAGUCAAAAGUUUAGUAGAUUAGUACAUGGUGCAAUAUUUUUGCAUAAAUACUAGUGCUCAGAUUUUCCAGUUAUACUUUGUGCAAUGUGUUUUUUUUUUCUCAGCCAAAAAUAUAAAUAAACGUGAUAUAAAGAAUGACCCAAUUCUCAGCUAUAUCAUAAAUGUCCUUUACACUUCACUCUUCUUUUGACCCUUCUUUAUACACAAUACCGUCACCCAUGUUCAGCAAAAACAGCACAUUUGUAUAAUUUUAUCACAGCUGGCUAAAUUCUGUCUCGUCUUCACUCACAAGGGGGCUUACGUGAGAUAGAAUAUGCCUGCGCAUGCUCAGUGAAUUGCUGCGUUUGUGCUCAGUUAGACGCGUUUUUUCCGUGCUCUGGUUUUUGGGGAUUUGAUCACGUGCAAAUUUCAGAAAUUUUCAGCAAACGAUACUGUAGGAUUAUAUAUUCAUAUAUAUUAUGUUUGUUUAUACUAGACUCUCAUCUAAGGACGGAUAUUCUGAUCGAAAUGGAAGGUUCAAACUUUACAGAAAACGGCCGUGAACGCAAAGCAAGUAGCAGGUCGCUAUUUGAGGCCUUCGCGGCAAAACUUUCCCAUUCGACGAACGUUCAGCAUCGAGAUGGCUCAGAUGCUCACCCCACCGGUGUUGUCCCAAGAAGGGAGGACGACGAAGACGCGGAACCCGCCGGGUUAAAGAAAUGAGGACCGAGAUGGCGACAAAUCUCGCCCAGAUACAGUUUGUUCUCAUCAGCAUUAAAAGAACGGGAUGAGCACUGGGAGAGUCGACUGGAAAAUUUGGGCAUUGGCGAUGAUUCACUCCAGUCUGGACAUUCUAAGCAUUCUUCCCACAACAUUGUCGUUCCAGUAAUUGAGCAAGAGCAGGAUCAGAUGUCCACCGGCUCGAAAUCUCCAGAUGACUUCUACGAAGUUAUUAGAGAGUUUCGGCAGGACGUUGAACGUGUACGUAUACGUGUGACGUAACAGGUCGUUGCCAACUACGUCACGACUUUUGACAUACAGCCUCGCCUAGGUUCUCGUCUUGCGUACGUUCUGAACGUGAAGAAGGCUGUUUACACUGCUCUGUUCUCAAACAAGAUGGCUUUGGCAGACGAUAAAAAUAAAAAAAUCAGAUUCACUCCUGCUCUAGACAUCCUCCUGCUGCAGGAGGUUUUGGUGGUAAAUCCAUUUGAGGAAAGCCCAAGGUGGGCAGAAGUUUCCACCUCCUUUAAUGCUGUAUUGAAAGAGAGGCGUGGCGAUGAAAUGACUUUAACCACUGCCAGGACUGUUCGAGAGAGAACAGCACAUUUGAUUCAGAAAUUUAAAAAAGAUGAAAUGGAGAGUGCAAGAAAAUCUGGAACAAAUGAAGAGUACGGUCAGAGAGAGCAGCUACUCACUGACCUGGUAGCACUCCUCAAUGAAACUCAGCAAAAAACUAAGGCCAACAAGGUUGACGCUGAGAAGGCUGAAAAAGAGGAGGGGAUGGCUGUAAGGCAGGCAGCCCUUAAUAGAAAAGAGGUUAAAGAAGGACAGUCAGGUGUGGGCAGAAAGAGGAGCUCAGAAAGAGAAGAUUAUCUGGCCAUAGUCAGGGAAAGGGAACAGAAUGCGAAGAGAUUGCGGGAAGAGGAGCUGGCCCUCAAGAGGGAAGAACUCGCAUUGUCAAAAGCCAGAUUUGAACUGGAAAAGAAGGAGAGGGAGAGAAGAAUGGAAGCAGAGGCGGCAAGAGAGAAAAUGAUGCUGGACUUGAUGAAGGCAGUAAUGGAAAAGAAAUAAAUCUUUUUUCCUAUU
Messenger RNA from Lingula anatina, 3263 nucleotides. RefSeq lists its product as uncharacterized. The record is from RefSeq and is a predicted model, not a curated record. Lineage: Eukaryota; Metazoa; Brachiopoda; Lingulata; Lingulida; Lingulidae.